Paralichthys olivaceus (Japanese flounder) is the source of this 750-nucleotide messenger RNA. Lineage: Eukaryota; Metazoa; Chordata; Actinopteri; Pleuronectiformes; Paralichthyidae. The record is from RefSeq and is a predicted model, not a curated record.
AUGUGUCUGUCAGUCAAACACACUCUGAGCUCACUGCCGACACCUACAGGUGACGACUGUAAGAAGAAGCAGCUCUUGGAGACGGACGCCGUCACCUCUUCCUCGAGGUCGUCACUGGCUGCCUGUGUGUUGGGGCUGAUGUGGAGCACUGCUGUUUUCACAGGUGACAUCCUCCGGUGGCUCAGCAGACGAUGGCAUCACAUGACUGCUCCUGACCGCGCAGUCCUGCUGACUCGGUUCCCGCACAGAUUUUUCCUGCUCCUUGUUCCUCUGCUGCUCUUCCUCGUCGGCCCGUGUUGGUUUGGCCUCGCCAGCCUACAAUCCAUCCUCGCAGCUUUAAACAUCACAGAUUGGACGACAGUGGUCUCGGACGUCCCCGCUCUGUCCUCUAUGUAUAGCUUCAUGUCCGCACAAAGUCAAUCAGCAGAGGGCGCUGCGGAGGAGUCAGGGGAGGUACAGCUGUACGAGGAGCCGCUCUAUGCUCGACCUCCACCAGCCGAGGAGGAAGAGUCGGACCGGCUCAUCGGUCUGGAGCAGAGUCUGACGGUGCUAUGGGAGCGCGUGGAGGCCGGAGGGCAGCAGGCAGAGCAGAGACACAGGGAGGUUCUCGGGCUGUACGCCGACCUCCAGCAGCGGGUCUCUGCUCAGAGCAGCGAAGACGACCUGCAGCUAUGGCUCAGCCGCCUGAUUGACCAUGAGCUGACUGAGCUGAGGAGGCGCCUGGACGAGGAGCGACAGCAGAGGGAGCAG